Eriocheir sinensis (Chinese mitten crab) is the source of this 2064-nucleotide messenger RNA. RefSeq lists its product as uncharacterized. The transcript has 12 exons. The record is from RefSeq and is a predicted model, not a curated record. Lineage: Eukaryota; Metazoa; Arthropoda; Malacostraca; Decapoda; Varunidae. Bases 232 to 1596 code for a protein of 454 amino acids.
CACUUGCAGAUCCCCUCCAAGAGCCAGGGACCGUAGUACUUGGGCUGACUCUCCCUCUGCUCGCACCCCGGCAGGACCACGUUCACGUUGGCGUGGAACCGUGGCUCCAGGAAGAAUGGGACGGACAGCCUGCCAAAGAAAAGUCCUUCAGCCAACGUGGUGGUGGCGACACGUGACCUGCCUGUGACCGUGACCUGCCUGAGCUGACCAGUUGUGGUGUGUUACUGAAGGAUGAAAAUAAUAGUGACGGUGAUGAUGGUGAUGGUGGCGAUGACGGAAGCGAUGGCCACGUCAAAAGAGGGUAAAAGGCACUACGAUUUAUUGUUAAGGGAAGCACAAACUCCCAGCCACGGAUCCUGCUACCAGUCGGCGCUGAAGGACCUGCGUGAAGGCUGCUCCAAGUUGGACGAUAAGGUACAAAGUCGCCUCGCCCUUGCCUUCACCAACUGCUACCUGGUUCGUUUCGGAUGGCCCACCUACCCUUGUGCCCCCAAUGAGUCCCUGUCCACCUGCAUGGGCCACAUCGACACACGCGCAGCAUCCCUCUACUCCUCCUUGCUCACCUCCACUCUGGCCAUGUGUCACUACCUGGAGGCUCAAACCUGGCGCAAGUCCACUGCCCAGGCCGUCAACAGCCUGAAGGAGACAUCCCAUCAGGUCAGCUCCCAGUUGGAGCUCGCUCACGCCUCAGCCGCUUCCCUCAGAAUGCAGAUGGAGAAACAGCUAACGGAGUCCCGCGAUGCCCUGACCUCGGCCUUCAAAGACAUAAGGGAGUCGGCGGAGGAACAGCGCAGCCUGGUGGAGGGCGUGUUCCUGCGGGUGGGUCAGCUGCAUAGCCUCGUCAUGGGGGAGUUCUCAGGCAUCAACGCGGUUGCGUUCUACAUGGUGGGGGUUAUAAUGUCCCUUCUGGUGACCUGCGGGACUCGUACAGGAAGUGUCCGCUUGCCCCUCUUCCUCCUGCUCACCGCCACCUUUGCCGUCGAGAGAUUUAUCGCCUACCUCAUCUUGAACUUCUGGGACUCCUACUCGCCUCAGGAGGACAUCCAGUCGGCGGCACAUGUGGUGAGGUGCCUUGCGGCCACGUUCGGGACGCUGCUGGUGGUGUACUCCGCCCUCUGCUUCAGGGACCCAUGGGCGGCGGCGGUGGCGCAGCUGGAGGAGGUGAUGCAGGCGACGCAGGAGCUCAAGAAACUCUUCGGCUUCGGCGGGGGUGGGAAUCAGGCAUUUGAACUACUAGUCCCUGGAUCGCUCAUGGAAGUCUUCGAGUACAGCGACUCCUCCGACGACACCUACGGCCUCUACGACUCCGACGACGACAUCUACGACCCCAACGACGACUCUGACCUGGAAGAAUGCCUGGCUAUGCUCAACAACCACCCCCCGCCGAUGUGCAAGACGAGGAAAACCUACUCCCUUCGGCCCCGCAAACCCUCCUCCCCGAAUCCCAUCCUUGCUAUCGAGUCUCCCACCGCCUUCAGUGUCCUCGUGGAACGUAAGUGGAGUUUGAGGCGCCGGAUUGCGCGCUUCACCCGCUCUCCUGCCAAUUUCAAACUGCAGCAGGAGUCUGAUCAGGAGGAGGCCGGAGUGGUGCAGUAAUGCGAGGUGGGGUGGGAAGAAGUGUGUGCUGCUCUCUAUCGGUGUAAUGAGUAAGUGGAUGCUAUGUCCCUAUUCUAAUAGGAAGGUGUUUGAAAUUAAUCUGCAGCUUGUUUAUUUAUCAUUGGAAGUGAAUAGAUUGAGGUCAUAUUCCAGGCUCUUUGUUUUGGAGGGCGGGGGGAACAAAUCGUGUAUGCAGAGAUAUUGAUAUGACUGAUUUCGUUGUUUCUUUAGUUCUGUUGUUGAAUUCUCAUAACAUAGCUUAGUUUCUAUUUAUACCUCGCCAUUUCAAUGCUUUUUUUUAGUUUUUCUUUUGCGUGGUGUUUGUAAGGAGAAAAUACUUAUUUUUGUUUUAAAAAAACAAGCGUUUCUUUCACCAUAUUGUUUGCACUUGUUACGGAAGACUACUGGAAAGAUUUACAUUAUUUUUGUUUGCACCAUAUCCCCGCGUUUUAUAAAAUUUACCUGUUA